This is a messenger RNA of Lytechinus variegatus (green sea urchin), 4169 nucleotides long. Its product is annotated as myotrophin-like. NCBI's taxonomy places the organism in Eukaryota, Metazoa, Echinodermata, Echinoidea, Temnopleuroida, Toxopneustidae. The record is from RefSeq and is a predicted model, not a curated record. Gene Ontology annotation, cellular component: nucleus; cytoplasm. Gene Ontology annotation, molecular function: protein binding. Bases 126 to 488 code for a protein of 120 amino acids. Gene Ontology annotation, biological process: regulation of barbed-end actin filament capping. The transcript has 4 exons.
GCGCAUCGCGAUAUCGAUCGCGAUAUUUGUCCAGCCUGGAAAUCACUUCCGCACCUUGCGAAGCCCUUUUCCUUUGCUGAUGUUGUGUUGAUUUCCGUCGAGUUAUUUUCAUAAUUAGUUAAAUAAUGGCAGGUUCCGACGCUGUGUGGGCAGCCCAAAAUGGAGAAGUUAGCAAAUUGAGAGAAUUGCAGUUUGAUGCAAAGGACAAGAUCAAGGGAAGGACGUUGCUUCAUAUAGCAGCAGAUUUCGGCCAACAUGAAGUGAUUGAGUACUUGGUAGAGCAAAAGCAAGCAGAUAUCCAUUCAAUAGAUUCAAAUGGAUUCUCAGUCUUGCUAACAGCAAUUUAUGGUGACGAAGGGCAAGAUCGUUACAAGAAGUGUGUAGCGUACCUCUUGUCAAAGGGUGCAGAUAAGAACGGUAAGGCUCCGAAUGGUUCAACAUUUGAAGAAUGCGCACAUGAUGAAAAAAUGAGACAACUUCUGAAGUGAGAACCUUUCCAAAGAUCCCCAAUAUCUCUUAGGCCCUUAUUGCAUAGACCCGGUCACAUCUUUCAGUACAACCUAAGAGAGUGUAAACCUAAAUGUGAUUAGCGAUCGACCCUUAGCCCUGAUAGAGAGAGAAGUAUGGUAGAAAAGUGAUUUUUCGUCUCUUACGCCUUUUUUUCUCAGACAGGGUCAUAAUGUUGUACGGAUAUGACGUGAUAGCCCUGUACUGUAGAUUUAUGAGUGUUGAUUUCUUUCUUGAAUGUAUUACUCACACUGUAGUCCCACAUAAUCCUUUAUUUGUUAGUUGUCUUGGUUCAUUGAGGACAGAACACUGUGUCGUGAAAGUUGCCAGCACUGAUGAUGUCAGUGAAAUACUUGGGUUUGAUUGGCUAGGAAGCAUCGAUCUCUCACUAUUACCAUAGUAACAGUGAGAGAAUGAAAACAUAUCAGUGCUGACAAGCUUUCUCGAGACAGGGCCUUGGUAAUAAGGGGCCUGCUUCAUAAAACUUGAUGUAGUAACAAAUAUGCAGUAACCGUUAAAAGCUACUGAAUUCCUCCAAUCUGAUUGGCUGACAGUAAAAUUGUUAUGAAAACUGUUCAUUUGUUAUUAUAACAAGUCUUCAUGAAAGAGGACCCCGUAACUGAACAUCAGUCUUAUGUUUUUCAAUCUUGUCAUUAAAAUAAUAUUCCUGCUUUGUAAAUGUCUCACAAGAUUGUUCUUUUUCAAUAAAAAAAAAGAGAGACAAGAAAUGCAUCGUUUUUCAACUAACCGCAUGUAUGUAUUGCUGUAAACGUUAGAUAAUGAUAUCCGCAAUUUUUUCAUCUCUGAAAAUAUGUUAUCAAAAUUUUUGUACUUCAAAAUCAUGUUUUAAAAAUUGAUAUUAUGCUUACAGUAUUUGCAUAUCUAAUACAUGGAUUAAUAGUACAGUAAUUGAAAAUAAUAUUUUUAUAAAAGAAAGAAAUCAUGAAAAAAGAUAUGUCUUUGUUUGUUUUCGUACAUGAAAUUUUUAUUUGAAUGAAACUGGCAUUAUAAUGCUAAUUUUGUAGUAGAUUUUGCUUUAAUACUGAAUAUGUUACUGAAUAUAUGGAGUGGUUAUUAGAGAGGAAAAACAUAUAAAAACUAGGUGAUAUAAAAGAUUUUUGUUUUUGGAUGUGAAGAGGAAAUGUAUAACUUGGAAAUGUAUAACUUGUAAUGAAAUUUGAGUUUUAAUAACAAACCCAUAAGAUAAUGUGUUUUCUUCAUUAUUUCAUUUUCGAUAUUCCUUGUGAAAUCGUGCAUGUGGAUUGAAUUCGCUUACUUGUGAUAUAUGUGUCAGGCUUUUUGCCUGUUCUGUUAUUUUAGAUAAUUAACCCUUCAUCUGUGAUUUGUCAUAUUCCAUCAUCUUAAAGGGGUUACUCCACGCUUAAAAUUAUUUAACUUGAACAGAUAAAUUAAAAUCAGACCAAAAAAGAAGAAAAUUUCAUCAAAUUUGGACAAGGAAAAACAAAAUGACAUUUAAAGUUUUGCAUUAUUUGGGAGAAAUAGAUCUAUGCAUGUCUUCAUGAAAAUGCUUUGAAAGAGCUGAUGGUGUCAUCUACCCAUUUAUCCUUUUGUAUAUCAUUACAUGAAAUUAUAUAUCCAACCAGUGCUGCAAUUUAUGAUUUCUUUUAGAGACAUGUUAUACAUGUAUUAAAAUAUGAAUAAUUAUGAUUUCAUGUAAUAGAAUAGGAAAAAGGAAAUUGGGGGAAAUGACAUCUUCAUCCCACUUAUUGCUUAUUCAUGACAGCAUGCACACAACCGUUUCCACAAAAUAUUGAUAAACAUUAAAUUCACGUUAUUUUCUAUUCCACUUUGAUGAAAAUUUUCACCUAAUGCUUAUUUAGUUUUUCUGUGUUUCCUGAGGUGUGAGACUUUACUAAAUUGAAUUCGAAUUAAUUGAAUUAAUUAACUUCAGCUUUUUAGCAGAUCUUUUUUUAUUUUCAAUUUGAUUUCAGCUUUAAUAAUUUCAGCUAAUUUGAGCUUUCUUCUGGAGAUAGUAUGGGAUGUCCUCUUCCUUUUAACUCUCAUUUUUCUUCUGCUCUUUUCAUUUAUGAACACCUACACUCCUGAUUUAUUCAGAAAGAAUUGUAGUCAUCAUGAAUCUUAAGUUGAAAUUUAUGCAUUUUAUACUACAUAACAUACAUGUAGCUGCUUGUAAAUGACGUCACAAAUAAAAAUGACGUCGCAAAUAAAAAAAGACGUCACAAAUGAAAAUAAAAAACAUUUUAAUAACUUUCUUAAUCUUUACUGGCAUUUCCUCAAACGUUCACCAUUAUCUUUUAUAAUUUUUUAUAGUAUUUUCACAAUGAUUUCUCGUAACUACGCUAAUCUUAAUGUAUUGAUUUAAAGCUUUUGCCCUCUUUUCGCUAUUCUUCACUUACAACCAAAUUGUCACCACUUUAGUUGUUUAUCUACAUGUAGAUAUAUCCGAAAAGAUUAUUUAGAUACGUACGCUAGGACAUGCAUGUAUUUUACUAUUGGUAUUGUAGUAUCACUGUAGGAUGUUAUUCUUUUGUCAUUAUUUGCUUUAUUAGAUGUAUUAUAUCAGCAGUAACAAGUAUUUCUUACUUAAUUUGAUUUAAUUGGGCAAUAUUUCACUAUGAAUCAUGUAUUGUACAUUUGUAUGUUAAAUUAGCUUUCCAUACUGGGAAAAAAAAACAGCACAUCUUUGAUAAAUAAAUAUUUCAGAUAUGUUAUGUAUGGAGUCGUAUUGGUGAAAGUCUAAUGUACAACACUAUAAAUAGCAAUGGCAACCUAAUUACCAUGUACAUACAAGGACAUCCAAUUUGAAUAUAUUUGAUCCCCCUGAAAAAGUCAAUUAAGCCAGUCAAUGAAGUACAGCUUGUCACAUGUCAAAGGCUCCAGUCUUAGGUGGAUGUUUUGUAAAGCUGUUAGAAAGUGAAGAAUGACUUUAAGAACGACUGGUGAACCUUUCUUACAUGCAAACCAAUCAUCAAUGAAUGUUUAGUGUUGAAUAUCAUUUACCACAAGAAAGGAUCACCAGUCAUUCUAAACUUAUGAACAGCUUUAUGAAAUGUCGUCCUGUACCACUGGUUGUUCCUUUGACUACAUUGGUUCCACUCAGUGUUGCCAGGUUGAAAAUGCCAAGUUUUCAUACCACUAUCAGUUCGUGUACUACCAAAAAUAUAAAGAAAAUAGUGGUUUUUUAGUGUUAAAUGGUCCUCGAUGUAGACUUUUAAAAUGCCAAGCACAUUUCAGUGGAUGUCUUACUUUCAUGGGAGAAGUGUUAUGUAAUAGAUCUUCAGCUCAAAGCGGCACAAAUUUAUUCUCAUCAUUAACAGCUAUGGUAUUUUCCAAAUUGUUAUUAUCGUCAAUAUACAUGUACUUUUAUUCUGCAAAUGAAGGAUAACACAUCAGAAAACUUGCACGAUUCUACAGAACACCAAGUAAAAGAAAUUGAAUUCCUGGGACAAAAAUGUUGACUGUUGGAAGUUUAAAGAUGCUGAUUUGUAAAAGUAUUGCCAUUUUUUGUAGCACAUUCUGUAUAAGCCUUUCAUUUGUGUAAAUUACUGUUUAUAUUAUUAUAUUUAGAAAUCAUGGAUUACUGAUUUAAUAAAAAAAAAGGAGGAAGGCAUGAUGUAGACUUAUUCUUAUGCCCAGCAGUAUGUUAUGAAUAAAAAUUGUAAUAAAAAUUAUCAAAUAAU